This is a messenger RNA of Leptosomus discolor (cuckoo roller), 591 nucleotides long. Lineage: Eukaryota; Metazoa; Chordata; Aves; Leptosomiformes; Leptosomidae. The record is from RefSeq and is a predicted model, not a curated record.
GCACUGCUGCAAUCUACAGUUCAACAGCAAGAAGCAGCUAUUGAAAAACAGUAUAUAUUAGCAAUUGAAAAACAUUCUCACAAAUGUGAAGAACUUCUUAAUGCUCAGCAUCAGCGACUUCUUGACAUUUUGGAAGCAGAGAAGGAAGUAUUAUCAGAAAAGAUAGAAGAAGCUUUGAUGCAGCAGUCACAAAAACACAAGGAAGUGCUUGACAAAUGUUUGGAUGAAGAAAGACAAAGAAGUAAGGAGGCUGUGGCAGCUGCUGCAGAGGCUGAAAAAGAAGUGGUGCGGGAGGCUGUUCUGAAAGCAGUAGAGGAAGAGAGGAGAAAUAUGGAAAAGAUUCAUGCAGAAGAAAGAAAAAUAUGGGAAGCAGAACGCGACAGACAUAAAGAGAAGAUUGCCCAGGCUGUUUGGGAAGCCAUGCAAGAGCAAAGAAAGCAUGAUCAAGAAAAUGUCAAGGAAGCAUUAAUGGAGGAGCGGAAACGAAGUGAAAAGGCAAUCGAAGAAGCAGUGAAAAGAACAAGAGAGGAACUGAUGGAAUAUAUUAAAGAGCAGAAAAGGUUAGAAAGAAUUGUGAAUGAGUCCUUUUAA